Cladocopium goreaui is the source of this 5814-nucleotide messenger RNA. Lineage: Eukaryota; Dinophyceae; Suessiales; Symbiodiniaceae. The record is from the annotation of a GenBank genome assembly.
AUGGAGGAGGGACGAGGCUUCGAAGCUUCGCGGGCGUCCUGGAAGGGGGUGGCACUGAUCUCCUGCCUUUUCGGUGGGUUGGUGACUGCGGCUUUCUUCCUGGGAGCUAUGGCGUUUGUGCGCCAGAACUCUGUGGUCGUUGUGAAUAUUGAUGGCGGCGGUGGCGGUGGUGGAGGUGAGGGUGGUGGUGGUGGUGGCGGUGGGGUUGGGGAUGUGAAUGUUUUUCUCGGCGAGGGCGUGAAGAGGACGCAUCCACACUGUCCGGAUUUUCCAAAGCUGGACAUUUUGGAGGUUACGCACAAUAAUCUUGGCAAUGUGGGUCCUGACACGGGCACGGAAGGCCUUUACUACCAUGUGAAAACAGAGAAAGGUGAGGAGAUGUACAUGGAUGUCCAUGCGACGUCAUUCAAGUCCGACAAUGCCGGUAUGGGAAUGCGUGGUGCCUUUGGGAGUAUCAAUGUUGCUGGGAACACCGAGGCUCUUCUGCACGUCAGCUUCAGGGACUUUGAGACAAAAAAGCCUGUUGUCGUGGAUGAUUUUAGCCUGAGUUUCUUUGACCUUGACCAUGACCAGGGAGGCUCCGGCCUGAAAGCUUUGACCAUUGAGGGUGACUGGUCAAUGGCAGUGGUUGCCCAAGAAACGAGUCUCCUCGUGCAUCGAGCGGGGGAGAGCAAGAUCACUUUUCAUGCCACUGAAGAAUCAGAAGCUGGAGAUCCCGAGGAUCCAAACGUGUUGACCCUGAAUCAAUACAACAAAGCCGUGACUGUUCGCUUUCAACAUGCAGACCACUUUCGUAUUGGUUUGCAGGUGACCGGUGCUCAGGUGAACCGCAUCUUUGAGUUCACUGGGGGUGCCUCAAUCCUUUGUGCCAAAAGCCCCACGGGUAAAGCACUGCCUGUGGGCCAAGUGUAUGUGAACGAACAUCAGCUGAAGGUUGGCCAUGGCGAAGUCAAGCACGACAGGAAGUGGUGGUGGAUGCUGGCGAUGCUGUCCAUGCUGGCAGCCUUGAUUUUCGCCCUGAUUUUCAUCAUUUCCUCCUUGCACGAUACGGCGGCAAAGGCAUCUCCAGGCGUACCUGGAGCUGAGAGCCUGUUGGGGAUCUCCAUGGAGCUCCCCCGGUGGGCGCCCUGCGCGGACAGCUCGGAGACGCCUUGGGCGGUGCUAAGGGAGUCCUUCCUGGAGCAGCUAAAGGAGUACGCGCAGAGGUAUCUCUCAGCGGUCAUGGCCGGAUGGGAUGUGGUGCCCUCUGCCAAGACGGUGGCGCGCGCCACGGGCUUGGGCCUGCUGACAGCAAGCGCGCUGGUGGCAGUGCAAGUGAUCAGAAUUCGCUGCCGCCGUGGGCCGAAAAACUUCAAGGACUACGUGUCCACCAGCGUGCCCCGCGCAGCGGAAGAGGAUUGCAGCCGCGACCGCUUUUCUGCCAGGAAGCUGCCGAAGAACAUCGAGGUGGUGGUUAUCGGCUCGGGCAUCGGUGGCCUCUACCUGGCCGCGCUGCUGGCGAAGUCGGGGCGCGUGGUGGUGGUGCUGGAGCAGCACUACGUGGCGGGCGGCUGCACGCAUGAGUUCACCGACAAGGGCUGGACCUUUGACACUGGGGUGCACUAUGUGGGCCGCGCGGAGAAAUAUGGCAAACUGCUGGAACUGGUCUCGUCCGAGCCCAUUGAGUUUGCGAAGAUGGGCAGCGAAGCGGAUGGCUUUGUGUAUGACCAAAUCAAGAUUGGCGAUGAAGCCAUCCAUUCUCUGCGGGCUGGCAGACACAACUUUAUCCAGGACCUCCAACAACGUUUUCCGGAGGAGAGGGAGGCCAUCGAAAAAUAUGUGGAUUUGGUGGUGAAGUGCAACAAAUCUGCUGAUUUGCACUUCUUCGGCAAGCUCUUCCCGCGCUUUCUGCAACGCCUGCUGGAUCCGAUUCUGUCCGCCAAGUUCAACAAGCUCGCGAGUCGCACUGUCAAGAAGGUCAUGGACGAGCUCUUUUCUUCGGAGCUGCUGAAGGCCAUCCUCUGCGGCCAGUUUGGCGACUACGGCAUGUCGCCCUCAACGGCCUCGUUCUUCAUCCAUGCGGGCAUUGUGAGUCACUACCUGGACGGUGGCUACUACCCCGUGGGUGGACCACAGCACAUCAGCCGCGGUCUCAUCAAAACCAUUGAGAAAGCUGGGGGACGAGUUCUGGUGAACGCUCCAGUGGACAAGGUGAAAGUCUCCCAGGGCCGCGCGACGGGCGUGACGCUGCGCAACGGCGCCGAGAUCAUGGCGCCGCUGGUGGUCUCGGCCGCCGGGGCGGAGGCCACGGCGAAAUUGCUGCCGCAGUUUGCACCAGCAGAGAGGUUGGAAGGGGGCAUCAGCCAUAUGUACGCUUUUAUUGGCCUCGAAGGGAGCACAGAAGAGCUUCAGUUGACUGCGUCGAAUUUGUGGGCGCUCCCCUCCAAGGAUUUAGAGAAGGACUUGCAGAGCUACUAUGCGAAUCCCUGGCCCUAUGUGGACCAAGGCUCCCUGCUGCUCUUCGUGGGCUUCCCUUCGGCCAAGGAUCCUCAGGCCGCCACCAGACAUCCUGGGAAGAGCACUUGUGUAAUCAUCACGGAAGCCAAAGAGGAGUGGUUCGGUGACUGGAAAGAUGCCAAGCAGGGCAGGAGAGGCAAGGACUACGAGCAGAUGAAGCAGAGGUUUCAGGAUGGCAUGCUGAAGGGGCUCCUGAAACACUUCCCACAGCUGCAGGGCUGCAUCGAGUAUGUGGAGAUGGCGAGCCCCCUGUCCAACCGACACUAUCUGAACCGCGCGGCCAGCUAUGGCUUGCAGCAUCCGCCCAGCAGAUACACGGUCGAGCAGGGUCUCCGCCCCGGCCGCGUGGCGGGCGUGGAGGGCAUGUGGAUCACCGGCCAAGACGUGACGACCAACGGCUUCGCCGGGGCUCUGAUGGGUGGCGUGGUCACGGCGCAUGGCAUCCUGGGCUACGGCUUCAUGGACCUGGCGCUGUGUGGUAGAGCGGAAGUUGAAGGUGAAAUCUCUCUCCGCGAGAGGCCGAAAGCCACCUUGUAUCAAGCAGAAAAGGAACACCAGUGGUCACCAGUUGGUGGGAAAUCACGAGUCCAUCGUCGAAAAGCUCCAGCGCUGCAGGCUCGACCUCAGCACGGCAGUCGCGUGCUUCGGGGUGCAGAACUCGGGCCGCCACGUCAAUCCAUCCGCCCGGCACAGCUGCGACACGUGGAAGCGGCCGAGCAGCAGCGUUUUGCGCGAGAGCAGCAGUUACUAGCUGACCUUGAUGCGCGCACUAGGACACCGCAUUUGUUGGUGCAGAUCCGCAGUUUGGGCAUAGUGGAGAUUUGCGGCAAAAACCACGGAGGCAUCUUCGAGCGGCUCGGGGACUGGCUCCAAUCCAGUUGGGGCCUGGUCGAGCAUACCAGCGAUCUGCGGCCGGAUGUCUACGUGCCGUGCAACCCCCUGAAGUCGGCCAAGCUGCAUCUGCAAGUGCGUCCCGUGCACGCCUGGGGUCGACUCUGUGAUAGGAGCUUCGCUGCCGGCCCCAGCGACGCCACUGGCGCAGUGCUGGGAGCGCAGCGACUGGUGCAGUGCAAGAAGAAUGGCGAAAGCAACUUGGGAAAACUGACCAUGGAACUGGUGCACUUCAUGACCAACACCUGUGGUUGGGGCCUGAAACUCAUCGAUGGCUGUACUUUGGGAAGAAAUGGACAGAUGCGCGAGAUGCAGAUCAAGUUCACUGCACCGCACCCGCUGAAUCUGCUGGCGCCACAUCUGUUGAUCGACCUGCGGCAGAGCGGAUAUGUGGAGAUCUAUGGGCCAAACACGCAGAAUGUCUAUGACCACCUGCAUGGCUGGCUGGAAAAGAAUUGGCAUGCCAAGUCAGUUCCAGCUGAUCCAGACUUCUGCAACCGCAAGUACAAGUGCUCCGCCUUCAAGAAGCGUGGCUCCGAGGGCGAGAACAACAUGGGCCUCUGCGCCAUGAAGCUCAUGGACUUCCUCAACAAGGGCUGCCACUGGAAGAUGAUCGCGUGCAAUGCCAGCAACUUUGGUCGCCUCGGGGAUCAGCGGGAGCAGCAGAUUGCAAUCCGGUUUGACGACUUCAAGCACAAAGAUUGCGACCAUGUGUUGGUGGAGCUGCGCGAUGUGGGCUAUAUCGAAGUAUCUGGUUUAGAGGCGUCCACCUCCCCCGCCAAGGCGUUGCAUGAGUUCAUCACGCACCAGUGGCGUUGCUCAGAAUACCGCAACAACAUCUUCGAAACCUUCAAUUCCAAGUACUGUGACAGGAAAUACAGGAGCCCUGCGGGGUUCUAUCAACGCAAUGGGCUGCAGAACACCUUGGGGCGUCGGACCAUCGAAUUAGCCACCUUCAUGUCCUCCCAAGGUUGGGACUUGGCCGCAUGCAACGGAGGAAGCCUCAUCCUACCGAAGCAAAAGAAGAAGAACGGUGAUGGCCUUGUCCGUGAGCACCAGAUGAAGUUCGUGGGCUCCGCUGCUCGCCCCGUGUCCACCUUGCCGUUGCUGCUGGUGGAGUUCCGCUGUGUCCCCGGAUUGAAUGCUGGUCAUCCUUUUCUUCAGUCAUUCAUUGAGAUUACAGGCUACAACACGAAUGGGAUCUACGGAAAGCUCUCUUCAUUUGUACAGAAUCACAUGCAAAGUCGGUUGGUGUCACAAGCAACGCCCUUCUGUGAUUUAUGCUUUGCCUGUGAUGCUUUCCAGAUGAAGGAAGCCACGUUGAAGUGCAAGGAAGGCCGCUUUCUUGGCGAGAGCAACUUCGGAAAGUACGCCAUGCGUCUCUGCGACUUCAUGGUGGACUAUUUGGGAGAAUGGGAACUAUUGGUGUGCAACAACAACUGCAUCAACGUCGCGCUGAAGGGUCAAGCCUCGCUGGCGCGGGAGGCGCAGAUGAUCUUUCGCGCCCGGGAGAGCAGCCGCGACGUCUUCCUCUCCAGCAGCCAGGCCGCGGUGCUGGGCUGUGCCCCCCUUUUUGCGCCCAACUACUGGACCCUGCCGAGCAAGGCUGGCGAGGUGGCCCAAGAGGUGGUUCCCGCCACAGGGGAGGAAUUGGCGAUGCUACAGGAAGUGAUGGAUGGCACCUACAAGGCCAAAGCCACCCGUGAUCGUCUGGGCAAACCCGUGCCGCGGCGCCUGGUGGUGGUAGCAGCGCUGCGCUCCGAGACGCCUGCCCUGUGGGACCGCUUCGCAAGGCGUAGGCAGCAUUUGGAGCAAGAGCUUGCGGGGGAGAAGGACCUCAUCACACCCAUGACUCUGCCGGCCAGCUUGGGCUUGACCCUACGAUGCAUCCACGAGGACCGGGGAAACGGUAGCAACGAGGCUUAUCUCUUGCAUGGCCAAAUCGCAUGGCCGUUGGCUGUGCCGGAUGAUUUGCAGCAAUGUGAAUGGUUUCAAUCCUUGUCUUUCCGAGAGAGGGAGAACGUCUUAUUCCUGCUGAAUGAACGCGACUCUCUUCGCAAAGCUGGGAAACGUGAAGUGCGCUUUGGUGAUGUCUACCAAUCAGCUCACAGAGUCCCUAAGAGCAGUGAGGAAGAAAUCACGUCCCUGCCGUCUUCGAAACUUUGGGAUCUCAAAGCCGAAAGGCUGCUGAUUGGAUCAGAAAUGCUUCACCUCCAAGCCAUUCAAUUUCCAGAGGCGAAGCUGCGGAAUUUCAGUAGCCCGAAACUGAUCAACUUGGCAGGGAAUGCGUAUACAGCCACUGUAAUGUUGGCACUUGUGUUAUCGACGUUGAUGCACCUGGAAUCACCAACCCCUUCUGAACAAGAAGAUGAGGACGACGUCGGCAUGUUGGUUCAGGCAGUUGCCAAGCGCCAAAGGCUCUUGUGA